This is a messenger RNA of Echinococcus granulosus, 396 nucleotides long. RefSeq lists its product as hypothetical. Lineage: Eukaryota; Metazoa; Platyhelminthes; Cestoda; Cyclophyllidea; Taeniidae. The record is from RefSeq and is a predicted model, not a curated record. The transcript has 2 exons. The coding region runs from base 1 to 396 and encodes 131 amino acids.
AUGAACUAUUUCAGAUGGUACACAGCUAGUAUUGCUUCAUCUGUAAAUAGCAUUCUUGGAGAAUGUGGGACUGGGUUAGUUGCCAAAAGUAGACGGCAUUUUCAGUCCAUCUGUCGAGAGUUUCCACGAAUUCGCCCGUCCACAGCAUAUUCCCUUCUUCCGUCAUAUAGAAGUUUGACACUCUGGAAUGGGAAUCAGGGUAAUUGUCCUUUUGCAUCGGGUUCGCUUGCCGCUGCCACCAACGUAGUGAAACGAGGAGUUAAACAAAUUAUCAAAAAAAAUAAUUUUCAUGGCAUGUAUUUUUUUGUGAAAAGUAUGAAGUUACCCUUGUUCAAGGAUUUACAACCAUGUGUUGUGUAUUCUAUAUGUUUAAAACAUUUUCUUGUAGUGAUAUAA